This is a messenger RNA of Penicillium canariense, 2007 nucleotides long. Its product is annotated as putative MFS phosphate transporter. NCBI's taxonomy places the organism in Eukaryota, Fungi, Ascomycota, Eurotiomycetes, Eurotiales, Aspergillaceae. The record is from RefSeq and is a predicted model, not a curated record. Gene Ontology annotation, cellular component: membrane. The coding region runs from base 1 to 2007 and encodes 668 amino acids. The transcript has 3 exons. Gene Ontology annotation, molecular function: transmembrane transporter activity. Gene Ontology annotation, biological process: transmembrane transport.
AUGACCGACUUUGGACCUCGUGCCCCCCAUGGGCCCGACAUGACGGGCACUCACAACCCGCUGGAGGACAUGGACAUGAACGAGAAGGGUGCCUUUGAUAAGCUGAUCCGCCCGGACGACAGUUACUCCCCCGAGGGUGUGUACUGGGCCGAUAUGCCUCUGGGCCAGAAGGUCAAGUUCGUCAGCUCCUAUGAUGCCCAGGAGACCAAGCGCGAGCUCGCCAGCAUCUGGGCCAUGAUGAAGGAGGACCCCUUGUCCCCCGUCUCCUACUACUUCCGCAACAUGGUCCUCCCCGGUGCUGGUCUUGGCCUCGAGGGUUAUGUCCUGUUCUCCAUCGGUAACAUCAAGCCCCUGUUCCAGAAGACUUUCCCUGAGUGCUGGAGUAAACACAAGACCUGUGACAAGCAGUGGGUCUACGCCGUCGACUACCUCGAGAUCAUUGGUAUCAUCGUGGGUCAGAUUCUGGUUGGUGUCAUUGGUGACUGGAUUGGCCGUCGCUGGGGUCUGAUUCAAGACGCCACGAUCAUGUUCAUUGGUCUGAUUAUGCUUGUUGCCGCCUGGGGUGUUACCCAGAAUGGCUGGGUCAUCUGCUACGCGUGGUCUCUGUUCUUCUACUCCGUCGGUGUUGGUGGUGAAUACCCCAUGACGGCCACCUCCGGUAUGGAGAAUGCUAUCGGUUCUGGCAAGAUCUCGACCAAGGAGGAUCGUCUCCACCGUGGCCGCAAGGUCACCUCCGCUUUCCUGAUGCAGGGCUGGGGUCAGUUCUUCAACCAGGUGAUCCUGAUCGUCCUCUUGCUCUGCUUCCACCACGGUAGCGGCAACAACCCUUACUCGGAGGUCGCGACCCAAUGGACCUACCGUGUCUCUUUCGCCAUCCCCGCCGUGGGCACUUUGUGGCUGGUUUACUACCGUGCCUACCACAUGAAGGCUGCCUCUAAGCAGCUGACUGCGGCCAAGAAGAAGGCCUCCGUCACCGGCUACGAUAUCCAGUCUCUCCGUUUGACCUUCAAGUACUUUGGUCCCCGUCUGCUCGCCACCGCCGGUGGUUGGUUCGCCAACGAUGUGUUCUUCUACGGCAACAAGCUCUUCCAGAGCGACUUCAUCGCGGUUAUUAGCCCCAAGUCCUCCUCCAUCAUGCCCACCUGGCUGUGGAACAUGGUCAACAUCGGUGUCUCGCUGGUCGGUUACUACCUGGCUUCCUUCCUCAUUGAUAACAAGCUGUACGGCCGCAAGUGGAUGCAGACUGUCGGUUUCCUGAUGUGCUUCGUCAUGUUCGUCGUUCCCGCCUUCCACUACAAGUACUACAAGUCGGAGGCCCACAUCAAGGAGUUCCAGACCAUGUACUUCCUCAGCUCCUUCUUCAACCAGUUCGGCCCCAACUGUGUUAGCUUCCUGGUUGCGGCUGAGGUCUUCCCCACCCCCAUCCGUGCUACUGCCCACGGUAUCUCUGCCGCUGCCGGUAAGGCCGGUGCUCUGUUCGCCACCGUCCUCUACAACUACAUCGACACCCAGACCAAGUUCUACUUUGUUCCUUGGUUCGGUCUGCUUGGUGUCUUCCUGACCCUGGCCUUCCUGCCUGACACCACCGGUCUGGACCUGAAGGAGCAGGAACGCCGCUGGCAGUGCCUCCGUGAGGGCCGCGAGGAGGACUACCAUGGUCCCGCCGUCCACCCCAAGCACUUGUCCUGGUACGAGCGCUUCGUCCUGCGCAAGGGUCGCUACUACGACGCCGAGCUGGACUACCAGCAGAAGGUUGCGGAGUACCGUGCCGAGUGGGAGGCCCUCAUGGCCCAGAAGGUUGCCGAGAAGGAGGCCGGCGAGGAGGUCUUCGAAUCUGACGAGGAUCUGCUUGAGGGCCACGUCCACACCUAUUUCCACCGCACCAGCCCCAUGUUCAAGGGCAUGGAGAAGACCGCCCCCGCCAAGCAGGACGGCUUCCACUUGCCCCCGGCCGCGGAGGUCGGUUCGGAGGAGACCUUUGCUCAGGAGAAGACCACGGAAGAGUAA